Phytophthora nicotianae INRA-310 is the source of this 126-nucleotide messenger RNA. RefSeq lists its product as hypothetical. The transcript has a single exon. NCBI's taxonomy places the organism in Eukaryota, Oomycota, Peronosporomycetes, Peronosporales, Peronosporaceae. The coding region runs from base 1 to 126 and encodes 41 amino acids. The record is from RefSeq and is a predicted model, not a curated record.
AUGACAGGCGACUCGACGAUCACUGGUCAUGGUGGCCUCGGCUCUGCGUGUGUCGCGCAAAGAGUCAAGAGAGCAAGUGGUAUUUCACCGGGCUUAUCCGGGCGCUCCAAGCCCUACAAAUUGUAA